AUGGCAGACGUGAAAUCAGGCGAAGAAGAACGCGAAUCUACUGUAAAACGUAGGCCUGAUCCCCCAGAAUCCGUCGACGAAACCCUAGACAAAGAAGAACAUGAAGCUGAUUCCACCAAGAAGCAAAAACUCGAAACCCUCUCACACAAUGACGCCUUUUCAUGUGCUGGGGAUGAAAAAAAUGCCGAGUUAAAGCAAUCUUCCUAUCCUGAAGAUGAAGAAGAGGAUGAUGACGAAGAAGAUUACGAAGGCGAAGAAGACGAUGAUGAUGAACUGUCGGAUGGUGAGGAAGCAAUUGUUAAUAGUAAGGGGAAGGGGAUUGCGAGUGAUGAUAAAGGGAAAGGGAAAGGGAAAUUGAUUGAGGAAUCCGACCACGAUGAUGAUGAUUCCAGUGUUGACUACGAGAGUGAAUUGUCUGGUGUUGAUAGUGAUCUGUCGGAUGAUCCGCUUGCCGAGGUCGAUUUGGAUAACAUUCUGCCUUCCAGGACACGACGGCGUGCUGCUCAACCUGGACUCCAUAUUUCCAAUGAUCGCAACCAGGGUAGUGAUGCUUAA
Fraxinus pennsylvanica is the source of this 555-nucleotide messenger RNA. NCBI's taxonomy places the organism in Eukaryota, Viridiplantae, Streptophyta, Magnoliopsida, Lamiales, Oleaceae. The record is from the annotation of a GenBank genome assembly.